Molecule: messenger RNA, 1821 nt
Organism: Chenopodium quinoa (quinoa)
Lineage: Eukaryota; Viridiplantae; Streptophyta; Magnoliopsida; Caryophyllales; Amaranthaceae
Exons: 3
Coding region: 1-1821 (606 amino acids)
Source: RefSeq, a predicted model, not a curated record
AUGCCAACGUUAUCCACAGGAAGAGUAGAUGUGAUAACGGGAGGGCCAGUGCAUGGGGGAACGAUCAGUGGCACUAAAAAGCACUUAUCUAAGCAUCGUCAUUUAGUGUAUGCCUUGGAUGUUGAUAGUCGACCUCGGCCAGCAUCGAUUCUUCACGUGGUGUUUACAGAGGAGGACACAAGGGGAAUUGUCUUCCCACAUGAUGAUCCGCUGGUUCUAAUAACAAAGAUAAAUGGGGCCGACAGCAAGAGAGUUCUGGUUGAUGGGGGCAUCUCAGCGAAUGUUCUGUUUAUGAAAGCUUUCAAUGAAAUGAAGAUAGGAAGGCAAUAUUUGACACCGGUGUCUUAUCCGGUUAUUGGGUUCAAUGGGUCAACGGUGAGGCCAGAAGGAAGUAUAGUGCUACCAGUCAGAAUGGGUGAUGGGCCGAAAGCGAGAGAUAUGAUGGCAGAGUUCCUGGUAGUUGAUGUGUCGUCAGCUUACAAUGCAAUUAUCGGCAGACUGAUAAUCCAUGAUGUGCAGGCAGUAGUGUCAACUUAUCAUCUCACGAUAGCUUAUGUGUCAAAUUUGGGAGCUGUUGAGAAGAAUCCAGUUGCGAACGGUCCAAUACCGAAUAAUUCAAGGAAGGAAAAAGAACCAACGACGCAGGAUUUGGCUAUGAAGAAUUUUGAUGCAAGGCCAGAAGAGAUCCCGAGGCCGUUACCAGGUGGAGAAACAGUGCAAAUUGAGUUACAACCGGGAAACUCAAGUCGGACAGUUAAAGUUGGAGCAGAUAUGGAUGUUGAUAUGAGAUGUCACUUGAUAAGUCUGUUGCGUGAAAAUGCAGACAUUUUUGCAUUUUUAGCAAGUGAGAUGCCGGGAAUACAUCCAGAAGUGAUGGAGCAUAAAUUAAAUGUAGAUAGGAAGUUCAGACCGAUAAGACAGAAGAAGCGCAAUUUCUCAACUAAGAAGAUAGAAGCUAUACAGGCUGAAGUUAAUAAGCUCUUGGCAACAGGGUUUAUUGAACCAUGUGCCUAUCCUGAAUGGUUAGCAAAUGUUGUGAUGGUGAGGAAGCCGACGGGGAAGUGGCGUAUAUGUGUAGAUUUUACAAACUUGAGCAGGGCUUGUCCCAAGGAUUGUUAUCCAUUGCCCCGAAUAGAUAGAUUGGUGGACUCCACUUCUGGCCAUGCUAUGCUCAGUUUCUUAGACGCAUUCUCGGGAUAUCACCAAGUCAGCCUUCACAAGGCUGACAGGGCAAAAACAGCCUUCAUAACAGAUGCUGGAGUACAUUGUUAUAAGGCAAUGCUGUUUGGGUUGAACAAUGCUGGAGCAACUUAUCAGAAGCUAGUUGAUAAAAUUUUUGAAAAGCAGAAGGGCCGAAAUGUGGAGGUGUAUGUGGAUGAUAAAAUAGUUAAAAGUAAGGAGAAGGAGGAUCACAUAGCUGAUUUCAAAGAAACAUUUGAAACAUUGCGGAAAUAUCAGAUGAAGCUGAAUCCGGAAAGUAUUUGUUUGGGGUUCGAUCAGGGAAUUUUAUGGGUAUUAUGGUUGACUGGUAGGAUGGCAGGGUUAAGACGGUUCAUCAGCAAGUCUGCUGAUAAAGCGCUUCCAUUUUUUGUAGCUUUGCGGCAGAACAAGGCAUUUGAAUGGGGAAAAGAGCAAAGGGAUGCAUUGGAAGUGGUAAGGAAUCACUUGAGAUCUCUUCCAACAGUCGCAAGGCUGGAAAGGGGAGAAUUGCUACAGCUAUAUCUCGGCAUCUCCAAAAACAAUAGUCGCAGUGUUGUUGGUCGAAAGAAAGAAGCAGCAGAUGUCGAUAUACUUUGUUGGUCAUGUCUUAAAUGCGGCUGA